Molecule: messenger RNA, 363 nt
Organism: Diversispora eburnea
Lineage: Eukaryota; Fungi; Glomeromycota; Glomeromycetes; Diversisporales; Diversisporaceae
Source: the annotation of a GenBank genome assembly
AUGCACAGACAAAUAUGUGAGGUGGCCGUGGGUGAUAAUAAUGUUGGUUAUGUGGGAUAUAGGUGCUUGAAAUGGAUGAGAAAGGAAUACACCCAUGCUGUUAUUGGUAUCAAGAUUUCAAGUCCAAGAGCUAAUAUACAAAAACCCGUAACUGAAACGACAACACAGCGAUGGGAUUUUGGAAAUAUUAAAAAAGAUGCAGAAAAUCCUAGUGAUAAUCCUGCUGAAUGUAAUGUUCCAGGAAUUCCAGCUUUUCAAAUAAUAAUUCCUAUAAAUGAAGUUUUUUUGGAGUCCGCCAGAUUCAACCUCACUCUAAUUCCUGCAACAAAUAGCAUUAAAAUUUUAACAAUAAACAUGAGUUAA